Cladocopium goreaui is the source of this 6999-nucleotide messenger RNA. NCBI's taxonomy places the organism in Eukaryota, Dinophyceae, Suessiales, Symbiodiniaceae. The record is from the annotation of a GenBank genome assembly.
AUGCUGGAGCCGAGUGCAAUCCAUAGCUAUGAGCCACCUGCAUAUCGGAACAACCCACCCUCGCCAUCUGAGGGGCCACCACCAAGUUUGCCCUUCCACUGUGCAGUACUGGAGGCUGCAGAUUCCCUUGGUGGCCCUUCCCCAGGCUUGCUGCACUCAUUGCGCGAACAGGGCUGCAAACUCAUUUUGGCCCAAGUAGAAGACUUGGAGGAUUUGGAGGAGAGGACUGAGCCACCCAGAGAAAGGGAGGAUGCGCGAGAUUCUAGUCCCUUCCGACGGAACUCACGGCCCCGGGCCUAUCGCCCAACCUCUCUGAACCGGGAGUGGUAUGACGCUGUCUUUGACAAGGUCUUAUCCAUUACUGGAGAGGAGGGGAGAGGCAUCAGCCCGCUGGAGCGUUUCUUUGCCGAUGAGGGGUUGCCUGCUUCGCAAGCUGUUUGCUUUGCCUGCACCGAUGCGGGUGCAAAGGCUUUUGGUGCUGUGGAUGCCGGUCUCGUGCUUGCACCGUGCCACGACAAAGUCUGGCGCCGAGAAGAGGAGGUGGUGCAUCUGCCGGGAGCUGACGUCGCGCUGUCACAAAGCCCGACGCCCCGUCAGCUCGCUUGGCUCCACGAAGUCUAUACGCAGAAGCUGUGGUGCUGUUGCAUGUGGCUGGCGCCAGCUGUCGGGGAGCUGCAGCACAUGAAAGGCUUGCCGAGUGACGGUCCUUCCGCCUAUGAGAGAGCGACCAUAACCAGCGUGGCCAGCGGAACUCUGCAGGCCCUUGGGCAUCCACCCUGGUCUCCUGCAUCUAAAUGGGAACCUUGGAAAGAGAACGAGGAGUAUCCCUGCAUGGCACAGUUGGGAGACGAACUUUGUGCGUGUCCAGACUGGACCCCAUUGGAGCCCCGUUUCCGUUCUAGAGGGAGAAGUUUGAAAGAGCUCGUGUCGCUGCCAGAGGUGGCGAUCUACUGCCACUCGUUGGAUGUUGGCCUUGCGAAGGUGCACCACUUGAUUGAAGCGCAAGAUGUGAAUGGCCUGGCGGUGCGUGUCAGCAGCAAUCGUCUUUGCAGCCUCUGCCGCGAGGGGAUUGCGGCCACAGAAAUGUCUGUGACGCUGGUGUCAUGCAGCCAUCAGAACUGGCCGGACAUUUGCAUCCGAUCAAGUCUGCUUUGUGAGAACCUACCGGCAGGCUUCAAGUUUUAUGGGAAGCCAACUGUAGACAUCUCCAAAGGAACUGCUAUGUUACAGGCAGCGUAUCAGGAUGAGAAUGGCCAGAUUCUGUUGGUCCGUGCAUGGCAUCGCCUUUGUAAAGAUGAUGGUAGAGGGGAUGUUGAACUCAGCUGCAAUGUUGGAGACACAAACAGUGCUUCAUCUGCCCAAAAAGCCACUCACUACUGGGGCCGGCCCCGCGAGAAUGCCGCGGAGGUGGACAUCAUCUUCUACAAUCCCCGGAGGGGAACCCGCUACACUGUAGAGAAGGUGGUGUCCGUGAUCGCCAACAGUGGACGGUUAAAAAUGUCCUUGGGUGUCUCAGUCCCAACGAACCGCUUCCAGAAGUUCCUUUCCAGAAGCGAUUCCACGAAUGAGACGGAAGGAGAUGGUGAAGAUGAGCCUUUAACUUUCCCGGAGAUUGAGGAGGAGCAUUGCUCAGCUUGGCGUGCCGAGUGGGACAAAGCAGAUAUUGAGAUCGCGGGAACUCGCAAAGCCUCUCGUUUCCAGCGUGCUGUGAGGUUGUUUCGUUUUCACCAAGUCUCUAGAGACGAUGCUGUGGGAAUUGGAGGCCGGAAAAAGCCAAAGGUGCAUCCGUUGGUGCGUGCUUUGUUCAAGAAUCUCCUUACCGAAUUGUGCUGGGAAGACAGUGCUGGUGAUCGACCUUCCUCAAUCAUCACUUCUCGCGUGCUGGUUCAUGAUCCCAGGACGCCACCAGUGGUCAGAAUAGAGCCAAAGGUCCCGCCAGACUGCCAUCGUAUGCGCUUCAAUGCAGCGUUAGGAUGGAGAUGGCAUCGCUUCACGCUUUCUCCUGGCAAAGUCCAGAUUUUGGUGCAGGGUCCGAUCUUAGUAUCACAGGUCAACAAUGAUGAUACUCAGCGCUCUGGGACCAGUGCUGCCCAGCAUGUGCGGAGUUUGCUUGAGGCUCAACUUCAUGGUGAUACUGUGAACCAGCCGCCGAAGUUCAUCAUCCCUACAAAUGAUGGGGAGGAGGGCGUUGAAGUCAAGGCAAAGCCUUGGCAUGAAGUGCAGGUGCAAUAUGCCCUGACAGAUUUGGGCCGCCCAGAUGGAAGCACCGGCGGAUUUUACGGUCUCAUGCGAAGAACGCGAUUCAUCAAGCUGGAGGUCUUGCGGCGGCUCUUUGCCGAGGACGGCGAGGCGUUUCGGCCCGGGCUCGAGGACUUCAGAGAUGAAACUCUCUCGCAGCCCUUGACCAACGCCUUGGCGUCCUUGGAGUCGGCUCCCCGACCACCUGGCUGGAAUCUAGGCGAUGAUGCUGAUCUCCACGUGCUGGAUGCUGACUCCACCAUGAGAACGCGCAUGCUGCUGCAGUACGAAAAGAACGAGCUCAAACGUGAUAUUGUUUUCCUGAAAGGAUGCUUUGAGCAACGUGAAGGUCGGCUACAAAUGCCUGGCUCUGGUGCUUCAGAGGACCUUCUGGUGGAGACGAUGACGGUCCAAGAAGCAAUGGCCAGGUGCCACACUUUGCGUGGCUGCGGUGGAUUCUGCUUCCAAGGCGACAUGACCACUUCGGCUGUGACGAUCCAUUUCAAAGGCUUUGGGCACGAAGCAGUGAGUGCAGCGGUGGGCUGGACUUCCUUCUACUUUGAACAUGGGGAACGAGCUUUGAUCAAGCUGCUGGCUCAGCAGUAUCAGGCGCGCUUCUGCGACCCUGAAAAGCCCUGCAAAUCCUCAUGGGCGCAACACCCAGGGGCAGAGAUUGGAAGAUCGCGCAUGCUAGCCGCUACAGCCCAUGGCUUUGGAGACUGGAGACCGCGCAUGGCCUUUCACUUGGGGUAUGUUGCUGACUCCGAUGAGGAAGGCAGGAGGACUUGGGGCCAGCCCACCCCCAAGAAGCGGCCCCGUGAUGAGACUCAGGCCAAAGAUGUCAAUUUGGAAAGCUCAAGGAAGGGAGAGGGGCCUCCAAAGCGGCGACAGACUUUGCUGGCCUUCGCCGCAAAGGUGUCGCGGUGUUUGACCCCAGAGGUUUCGGAGCCCCCAGUGGCUCCAGAAGCUCCAGAGGCUCCGCCCCUGGCUCCGCCUCCUGCGGAUCCUGCGGCCGAAAGGAGCGAUGGGACCGGCGUCUCCGAGCCGACCGAGAGAUUCGUGGGAUACACCCUGCGGGACCUGCGCCGCGUGGUGACUGCCUCGCUGCGACGCUAUGGGCACCUGCUACACCUUGAGGAGCUGCAGGCGUUGCGGGCCUUUGAGGCCCUGUCGCUGCCAGCACAGCAGCUCUACGCUCGGCUUCUCUCGCGGAAAUGGCCGCAGUGGGUGUCCUAUCAAGGACUUGGUGCCAGGUACAAAGAGCUGGGUGAGGCUGCAGCCAAAGAAGCUGCGGCUGAACUGGCAAGUGCUACGCUGGGGCAGACAACGGCAUCGGGCGACGGAGAGUGGGGACCUUUGUUAGACACCUUGAAGGCCGCUGCAGACGCCACAGGCCCCACAGGCCCCACAGGCCCAACAGUCCCUGGUGACCAAGUGCCAUGGCUACUGGACUCUGCCGCUGAAACUGCUGCCAGUCUGUUGCAGCGAGCGCUGUCGCAGCCCAACUGCCAAGAGGACAACUACGGCAAACUGCUGUUGAGUGCCUUACCCGUUGCCGAGCUCCGUCGCAUGGGCCGGGGCCUUGGCACCGACGCCAAGUUUCGCAAAGGCUGCCUGGUGGAGAAGCUCUGUGCAGCCGCCACGAAGCAACGCCUACUGCAGACCAAGCAGAAACCCUACGAAGCGGUGGAGGCACUGGUCUCGCAAGCCUUGCGUUUGGGGCGCUGGUUGUGCUGUGCCGAUUCUUGGGGGCGUCGCACCUUGGUGCUGCUGGGAGAGCUCUUUCGCACCGAAAGUUGCGGAGCAGCAGAGGUUUCCUUCGUGCUCUUCACCACGAAGUGGCCAGAGUUUUCCUUCCAGGAGGCACGGCCGCUGUUCGCAGAUCGCGAGUCCCUGGACAACUUUCUGGCAGCGCGCGCGAUGGUGGCUGGGGAGGACUUCCAGCGACAUACGUUGGAAAGUGCUGAGAGUGAUGCCAGCGUGGCUGAGGAAGGCUUGCGGCAAGCAUCAUCCGCGGCCAAUGACUUUGAGGCAGCCAAGUUGCGGGAUCCCUUCCGUCGCCGAUUUACAGCGGCCUGGUGUUAUGCCGAGGCACUCCAUCACGCAGUGACAAAUUCUCCUGCUGUGGGUCAUGAUGCAGAACUUCAAAGUGCCAAAAUCCGGCGGCUGGAGCUGCUACUCAGCACCAAGCUGUGCACUUCCAAACGGGGCCGUUGGUAUGCGGAAUUGGCCAAAGAAGUGUCAAGAACCAAAGGUGUCGCUGUGGCCAUGGAGAUCGCAGCCCAGGGCCUUGCGGAGGGCAUGGACAUGGCAAGACCUCCUGCCACAGUGGACCUGACCAGUGAAAUGGCUUCUUCCCAGGAGGUGAAUGAUGAGUCCAAGGAGGAUCAUUUCAGGCCUUUGCCACGCGAUGCCCGCUGGGACCUGGCCCGGAGAUGCCGCACCUUGGCCAAGGCAGCGGCCCCGGCCCACGGCAAGGCCAAGGCCAAGAAUGCCUGGAGGCUGCGGCUGCAAAAAACCCAGGCCGCGCAGGCAGAUGGCGAUGGCAAGUGGCUCUCUGAGCUGGUCAGUCGCCUCGUUGAAGAAGAGGAGAAUGCCACAGGACCUAUUCGGAACCUGACCGCAACGAAGCUGGGACUGCCACAAGUGGCACCUGCUGAAAGCAACGGCAGCGCUGGGCGGCGCAGGAUGUUUGAUGGAUUUCGCCUGGAAGAGCUGACAGUAGAAGAACUGGCCAUGCAGCACUACUUGGGUGAUGGAGGGAACUUCCAAUGCGGUAUCCACUGUGAGGGUGCAGUUCUUCGCGAUUUGUUUGGCCUCCUCCUUUUCGACCAGAUGUUCCACUGUUCUGUGGAAGGAGCCUUUGUCUCAGCCUUUCAGGACGCGCCACUGGACCUCGCCACCGAGGCAUUCUACCCAUCACGUUCCACCGCCAUCGAAAAGCGUCUUGGAGAGCUGAGCGCCAUGGCUCCCAGCACCCUAGCAGAGGAGGUGCGGCAGAACUUCCAGCGGCUGCACGGCCAGCGGAUCCGGGGCAUCCGAUGGGAUCGCUAUGACGCGGAGGGCCAGUUCCUGCAAUCACCAAAAGAGGCCUCGCCUGCUGGUGAGAAGGGCACUGAAAGCGAAUCCAGUGCUGAAGAUGCGUCUAAAGUUGGAAAUGGACGACGAGUGCUUUGGACCAAUGCCGGCAUCGAAGUGGCGGGUGAAGACCGGCAGCUGGCUGCUGCUGCGGGCGCCAUUGGAGGUCGCGCACUGGCAGCGGCGUUCCGGCUGCUGUGCGAGGACUACAACUCUGCAGGGCUGCCAGAUUUGUUGCUGUGGUCCUGGCAUUUGACGUCUGCACCCCGUGCGCGCUUUGUGGAAGUGAAGAGCGAGCGGGACACAUUGGCCAGAAGGCAGCGGCUCUGGCUUUCCACCCUACGAGGUUCUGGUGCGGAAGCGGAGGUGUGUCAUGUGCGAGAUAAUCCAGUCGAGGUCAUCGUGGGCCGCACGUUGGACGUGCUGCGAACUACGGCUGCGGAAGGAACUCCUGGCCGGUCGAAACCUUUCCGCAACCUCAUCACAGACAGGGAUGGAACGACCAACAACUACUGCGACCGCUAUGCCUCCAGCGUUCAGUCUGCAUACAAUGCGGCUUGGCUCUCGAACUUCUCUCGGCACUGCGUGGACAAUGCCGUCUUCAUCACGGCAGCUCCUCUGGGAGGUCGUCCAAGUGCGGAAGGAUUGAUGGAGCUCUGUGUUGCACCCAGAGGUUAUUUCAUCUACACCGGCUCCAAAGGACGGGAGUACUACAGUGAUGCGACCCAGCAGCUUUUGGAGGCAGAAGAACUGCCCAAAGAGCAGCGAGAGCUGGUGGAGGAGCUUCAUCGCCGAAUCCUGGCUCUGUGCCAGCAGCCUGGCAACACCAAGUUCCUGGGCAUCGGUUCCGGACUUCAGCGAAAGUUUGGGGAGGUGACCAUGGCCAGAAAUGACCCUGCUGGCACUGUCCCAGAGCCUGAGAGCCGGCGUUUCAUGGCAGCUGUGCGCAGGGUAAAAGAAGAAUUAGAUCCAGAUGGCACAGGACUCGAUUUGCAUGACACUGGCACAGAUAUGGAGAUCUUCCCUCGCGUCAUGGGCGGGCGGCCGUCCUUUGACAAGGGCGAUGGCGUUCAACGCUUGGACCAGAAACUUGGUCUUCACCUUUCAGAAGGUCCAAACAUUGUUUGCGGCGACACGACCAGUGAUCUUCCAAUGGUACUUGCUGUGCUGCGAUUGAUGUGCGGGGACAAGGUGGUGGAUAGAUGGCAAGCCCGCCUUCGGCAAGAUGAUGCCACGGACGAACCUCAGGAGGAGGAUCCCUCAAGUGAUGCUGAGCUGGACGAGGCUGCCAAGGAGGAGGCUGAACGAAAGGCACGAGAGGAGGAGGAAGAGGAAAAGGAGGCGCGGAAAGUUGCCUCCAAGCUGGCCGUACUCUUCGUGAUAACACCAGACUCCUACAACAAGAGCAGGCGGGUUGCAGAUCAGGUCUUGAAGUGGUGCGAACUUUCUGGCGCCCAGUGUUCCAUCAUUCCAGCACCUGAUGUCUUGGUCUACACCCUUGCCAAAUAUGCAGAGGAGAAGACUGGAACAUCUGUGACUUUCCAUCAGAUAGGAGAUGGAGAUACCACGGCGUCCGACAAAGACAUAGACAAAGACUGGACCGUACCAGCACUUGGAAGUCGCUGCUCAGCCUGCACCAACUUCGCUUAUAGGGCUCUUGUGAAUGUGGCUAGUGAUAUCUAG